CUGUAAAAUAACAAGUUUAAUUUAACAAACAAUUUAUAAACAUGUAAGAACCAAAUUUAAUUUCAACUAUGUGUAACAUCACUAAUAUUUAAUGUAAGAUUCGAAUUGGAUUUGGGACAUCACGUCCAGUUAACACAGGCAAACGAAGGUGUAGUUUAUCACAAGUAAAGAGCUGCAUUGAAUCAUAUGGCGACCACUAGAGACAAAGUUCCAUCAUCUGAACAUGAACAUACCGGCGAAAAUUAUCAAGAUACUCCUGCAGGCAUGGACAUCGAUCGAGAGAUAGAUAGGACAGACUCUGUUUCACAGCCGAAAGAUGAGCAGUGUCCGGAUUGCUUGAAAUUAACGGACGAACGGGAUCAAGCAGAACUGAGUUUGAAGUUCUGGAAGCAAGAAGCUCGAAAUUGGAAAGAAGACGCUAAAUAUUGGAAACAAAAGUACGACACUUGGCAUGAGCAAAUUGCUGAAACAAUGGCGAAGAGUUCCGUUAUGGAGAAAACGAGUGACAUGACAUCUAAUACUAAAGUCGCGGACAUGUUUGAUGUGACUGUGAAAGAGAUGUGGGUUAAUCUAUGUGAAGAUUUACAAGACAACAACAAGUCAGAAAUUCAUCGAAUUACCAACCUUUCGGAACUAAUGCAGGCAAUAUACAAAGAAUGUACUAAAAAGGUUGAUGCUGAUACAAAAAAGUUAAGGGAAUGUUCCUUCAGUAUAAACGAUAUGGUCCCUGACGAGAUUGCGUUGGCAGUGAGAAUGGUACGGAAGCAAAUGUGUCAGAAUGAAAGUCAAACGACACAGGUUAUCGAGGAGAUCGGAAAAAUAAUUUUUGACUCGACGAUCGUACGAAGAAUAUCAACAUCAAAACUAAAAAUUAGUCUUAACGCGUUUAUUGAAAAAGUUAUCAGCAUCAGCUGGUUAAUGGUGUCGUCGGAUCCACCUCUUCAUCUCAACUUUGAUGUAAAAGAUGAAAAAUAUGAGGGUGCUAUCAAGGAGAGAUUUGUCCAGUAUUCUACAGAAGAACCUAUCAAUCCAGAACCUGAAAAGGAGGGAACUGUGCUGGUUGUGGCUUGGCCGUGUUUGGAAUUAAAGGAAUUUCAAGGCAAACGGUCGAAUUCUGGGUAUCUCAAAAAGGGAGAAGUGAUUGUUCGACCGUCCAGCACACACGUUCAAACAAACAUACACUGAUUUGUGUUUAUUUUGGUGGGAAACUUAAUAAACAUUCAUUGAAAAAAUAAGAUAAAAAUGUGACUUAUCAAUUUAUAACAAGAUAUAGGCACUUUUUUAUCAUUUCGAAAUACAUUUUAACAACUUGAUCAAGUAUCAGAUAGGUCCUGUAUCUACGUAUGGGGUACUGUCACGAAAAAUACUUUAAAUUGUGUAUUUCUUAGUGAUUCAUUUCAGCAAACUGAUGAAAUGAUGGUCGACAGUAGUAUCCUUUGAUUGUAAGACCCUACCUUUUCCCAUCAAAACAGCCAUUCGCACUAGAUUAACUUUAUACAGUUUUUUUUAUAAAACGUAACGAUUUAAUUUCAUUUUUACAGGAAAGAUAUUACCAAGUACGAGGUGCGUGGUGAUCUCAUGCCGCGGUUGUGACACAUAAUCGAACCACUUGAGCCGAUUUUUACUUUUUAUCCCGAAGCCAAAGCUGUUGGUCGACAUGCACAGACCAUAUACAGCUGCAGCUAUUUUGUCGAACUUGUUGCACAACGCAAAGCCAUGACAUGGUACUUUAUGCCUGAAACUACAAGACGACCACUCAGGGAAACAUACUUUUUUAAUAACAAUAGCACUGACAGAUGGUAUGAAUAUCAUCUCAGAUUUAAUUAAAAUCAUGAUGUAAUGUCGACCAAGCUUACUAGUCAAACACUGUGUAUACUUGAUUUAGUUUCAUCAUAUCGUGCCGCAAAAUUGCAUUGCUUUGGUUUGGAUCAGUCCAUAUUGUAGUUAAAUGGUUAUUAAACUGAAAUUUAUUAUCUGUCAUUGCUAUUUAAUCUGAAUUAUGAUACAAUGAAGUUAAUUUGUAUAUACAGAUCAAAGUUCACGGAAUAAAAACACUCGAUCUUGA
Molecule: messenger RNA, 2065 nt
Organism: Dreissena polymorpha
Lineage: Eukaryota; Metazoa; Mollusca; Bivalvia; Myida; Dreissenidae
Exons: 8
Coding region: 187-1185 (332 amino acids)
Source: RefSeq, a predicted model, not a curated record